GCGAUGUGUAUUUGACACAUGUCCCAAGUUGUCGCGUAUUGCCUGCUUGCACCUGACAACUUACAACUCUUCCACCACUCUCAGUAACUAAGCAUCUGCCGCACCAGCACGUCUGCACUAGAGAAGUGCUACGAGCAUGGCGGAUUGUGUUCGAUGGUGGCAUCAGGUCACACAAGCUGGUGCUUUCCCACUUCUGCUGACCGUUUCAGAGUAGCUGCCACAGGUGCCAGCUUCCUCGUGGAGAGUACCAGGAGUACGGAAAUUAUCGAAUGACAGCUCACAAGUUGGAGCGUCAAUGUUUCUUGUCUGGACGACCCUUCCAGCUAAAUAUACCCGCCACACCUGCAGAUACAGGUUUGCGUCUGGGGUAAAGCUUGGCUAAGUUCCACCGCGCCACCCGGCGACCUCGUAUGCGAGCAUUCCAAUCUCUGACUUCAUGUCUCUCCAAAAGGGCUUUGUCUUGCUUAUUGCGACUCUGUUAUCCGUAUGAGGUCGCAUGAAUGAGGCAGAGGGGUAGUACGAGCGACGAAAGAGGAGAUUGCUGUCGUUGAUUAUGGCUGGGCAACAACACGAGGGUCUAUUUGACUGGAUCCACGACGAGGUGUGAACAAAGAUCUGGCUUCAGGACUCUGCUAUAAAUUAUUAACGUAGAUUCUCCAGCAUCAUUCUGGUGUGACCUUUGAUGGUGAUUCCUAAAGCGUCAUCUCGCUGUUUGUGCUGGGAAGCUGCGCUAGACAAAUUCAUGUCCCUCCCUCGUAGCUUCGCCGACCACAUGUUAAAGAAAGGCUUUCUGGCAACAGCUGCUUCUGACGACAGUCUCUCAGUCUCAUCAACUAUAUCGGUAUGUUUGAGAACUAUACGACCUGAAAAAAUCUUGGGGUCCUUCGAAAAGCUGGUCUGUUUUGUGUGGGGUCAUCCUCAAAACAAGGAACGCUAAUAAAAGCUGCUCACUUCUCGCUUCGAAAAGGGGUUCGCUUCAAGUAGCGAGCUGGUGCAAAACAAAACACAGGCAAGAAAAAAAUUUUAAGCCUUUAGACGCUUCUGGGAAGGUUCUAGGUCUGUGUGCUGCCUAGAGUUUUCGCUUGGCCACGUUAUCGCAGCCUUAGCAAACCCUCCCACUACACUUUCCAAGAUAUAAACAACUGCCCCUCCUCUCUUCUUUCUCCACGACGCAACGCCCUCUUCAAUAAAUGAGUCUUCGAUCUCGCCUUCCACAAAGUUCUAUCGUUUCAUCCAAGACAACCCACCACAAAUACGCACAUAUCUCGGCCAAAAUGAAGCUCUGCAGACUCAUUUUGAUGGUCAUUAUAGUUCUCCUUGGCUUGGGCCUCGGUACUUUUGUUGGCACAUCGGCCACAGAUGUCACAAAGACCGUCAACGACAUCAAUAUUGUCACUGUCGAUGCCUAUGCUCCGGAGUCCACCUCUAUUUCUUAUGCCCUCAACGUCGAUUUGCGAUCCCAGCAUUUCUUGGCUCAGUCUUUCUGGCCUACAACAACCAUUCGCAAGACUAGCACACUACACAGAACAAUUACGGUUUCCUCUCCGGCCUCUAGUCCCCUGCAGACCUUGUCAACUCGUACCAGAACCACCUAUGCUACAGUGACGCAAACCAUCACAGUCCCUGCGGCUUCUUCAGUUACUUCAGCACUUUCGUCUCACGGCGUCGCUCGUCUAGCUACAUCCAACCUGGACGUUGACAAUUUCGACCCUUAUGACUACGAAUUUGUCGAUGACAACUCCAAGAUCGAGCUUAGAAGCCUGGAUAUCUCAUCUGAUUCUCCCUCGACUGCAGCCGCGUGUCCAACAGAUAUUUCUGGCGAUUACCAAUUCCCACACCUCAUUGUCCCAACUUCAAUCGCCAUGCCGGAUCAACCCCAAGGCACCCAAUAUACCGUUUGGAUCUCACCUGCUGCGUCUACCCUUUUCAACUUCGAUAUUCCAGCUACAUAUACCGGCAAUUGUUCUCUAAUCUUUCUCUUCCCCUAUAUGUCUCAGCUGGAUCCUUCGGCGGGAAAAUACACAUACUCAGGUCAAGAACAGGUUGUGUAUCAGAAUGGAGGACUCAAGUUCGCUCUCCUGGCUGGUGUUGCGAAUAACUGUACGACAUACAACUCUACCCCUCCCGUUGCGGUCGAUUAUGGAAAGGUCAAGAUCUUGCCCGGAAACAAAUACACUGUGGCUGUCUUCCCUUGCCCUACAGGAAAGACUAUUACAAUUGAGGGUAGUUCGGCUAGCAAGACUGAGCUCGACUACUUUCAGAAUACUGGUACUGAACCUAUUGGUCUCUAUCUCGUUCCUUGCGUCUAG
Messenger RNA from Cadophora gregata, 2309 nucleotides. RefSeq lists its product as uncharacterized. The record is from RefSeq and is a predicted model, not a curated record. Bases 1191 to 2309 code for a protein of 372 amino acids. The transcript has 4 exons. NCBI's taxonomy places the organism in Eukaryota, Fungi, Ascomycota, Leotiomycetes, Helotiales, Ploettnerulaceae.